This is a messenger RNA of Gadus chalcogrammus (walleye pollock), 3053 nucleotides long. RefSeq names its product ankyrin repeat and fibronectin type-III domain-containing protein 1-like. The transcript has 17 exons. Gene Ontology annotation, biological process: establishment of mitotic spindle orientation; signal transduction; regulation of establishment of bipolar cell polarity. Gene Ontology annotation, molecular function: protein binding. The record is from RefSeq and is a predicted model, not a curated record. Gene Ontology annotation, cellular component: spindle. NCBI's taxonomy places the organism in Eukaryota, Metazoa, Chordata, Actinopteri, Gadiformes, Gadidae. The annotation marks the transcript as partial.
UCGUGAGCCUGGAGGGCCGGACGCUGCACCUCACCACCCUGCUCCAGGAGGCCGACCAGCGGGUGUCAGAGCUGCAGACCCAGCAGGGGGGCGAGGGGGAGAGGGAGGGCUCGGAGCGCGAGCGCCAGCUCAAGGCCUGGGGCUGGCGGCAGCGGCUCUUCACACGCAUGCGUACGGGCUUCCAGCACGCCAGUCCUCCGGACCAGCCUGUGGGCGUGUCUCUCUCGGUGACCAGCAGCAGCAGCCUCCGGGUGGACUUCCAGGAGCCCUCCAGUGUCAACGCCGCCGUGGUAACCAAGUACAAAGUGGGUUGGAGCAUGUCUCCAUGCAUGAGUCCGUUGCUAGGGGAGACGCUGGUGGAGGACACCACCCAACUAAGCUGUGACAUCACCAGCCUCAAAGCUGGCUCCUACUACUACAUCCAGGUCUGGGCCUACAACAUGAAAGGAUGGGGCCCCCCAUGCACCUCCACACCCACGUGUGCUGCCCCUUCCAGCUGGCGGGAGAUGGACGGCCGCGCCCCGAGACAUCAGGGCCACCAGGAGGCGCUGGACCGGCUGCUGUUCCUGACCAAGGAGGCCCACCGCCACUGCUCCUGCCACGAACAGUGCAAAGCACCGCCACACGGCAGGAAGCACUCCGUCUCCAAGAGUCUGCGGCACCUCUUCCAGCCCACCACCAAGUUCGUCCGGAACCUCAAGAGGGGACUCUACCUGACAACUAUCUUCUACCGGGACGACAAUGUGUUGGUUACCCCCGACGACCAGAUCCCCGUGGUAGAGGUGGAGGAUGCCUUCUCCUCCUCCCUCAUGCAGGACUUCCUGUGGUUCACCAAGGUUUCCUAUCUCUGGGAGGACAUCCUGUGGCUCCAGCAGUGCCUCAGUCCGUCUCAGACGUCCUGCACCCUACAGACCAGGGUGAAGAUGCUACAGGCCGUGUCUCUUCUACAGGGCAUGCUGGGAGUGCAGGACCUGGGCCAGGCAUACUUCGAGCCCAUCAAAGACAAGCAGGGCAACGCGCUGCUGGUGCUUCUGCGGGACAUGAGCGCCGCCCCCGCCCUGGACGGCGUGCACUGGACCCCGCUCUGCAAGCUGCAGCUGCAGCGCAAGUCCAUCUCCUCCCCCGAGGAGCCCACCGCCCUGGACACCCUGCUCAUCACGCUGCACGAGAAGCUGGCGUACCACCGGCGCAGCAGGAAGCAGCUGUCUCCAGGGCUGUACCUGGGCUACCUGAAACUCUGCACCUCCAUGGACCAGAUCAGAGCUCUGGUGCCCCAGAAGCUCCCCAACGUGCUCUGUCACAGCAAGAUCAGAGACAACGCCAAUGUGUCCAGAGAGGAGUGGCAGUGGCUGCGGGCCCUCACCUCCCUGGAGGAGUCUCUGGAGAUGGACGCCGACUCUCAGAGCGCUCCUCACCGCCUCCUGCAGGAGCUCCGCAGCGCUGCCAAGGACCUGCUGGCACACAUCAACAUGCCCGGCAACCAGGCUCAGGACUUCCGGCUCUACACGGAGGAGGUGGUGGAGCUGGGGGUGGAGGUGUCCCUCAUCCUGCUGCUGCCCCCGUCCGACCAGGUGUGCACGGCCCCGGGCCAGAACAACCCCUUCUCCCCCCGUUCCGGCUUCCUCACCCUGCCCCUGCAGAUCUUUGAGCUGGUCCACUUCGGUGCGUACUGUCCGGCCUUCAUCGGUCAGUACUGCAGGGUGUCUGCUCUGCUGGAGCUCGAGUCCCUCAUGUCCCAGCAGGCCUUGCGGGAGGCCUUCUCCGAGAGCGAGCUCCAUGCGGCCAAGCAGAAGCACCAGCAGGUGCAGGAACACGUACAGCACAUGGAGGAGAUUUGGCGUGAGGCCAGGUGGAUCAUGGACGCGCUGCAGUUUGCCCGCUACAAGCAGUCGACCGGGGGCGUCUCGCUGGCCUGGGUCAUCGACUUCAACAACGACGGGGUCCCAGAUAAACCCGUCUCAACCUCCUCCCAACUGGACUACAUGCCCUCCCCGGCCCCCUCGCCAGAACCCUGCCGCAAGCACCCAGACUUCCACGGCCUUUCUGAUGAAGAGGGCUCGUCUGAGGUCUUCCUCACCACCGACAGCGACUACGACUCCAGCCGAGCCCAAAGCCCCCGCGAGCUGGACCUGCUGCCCGCCUCGCCCCUCUCCGCGGCCCCGCCCGAGCCCCGGGGGUACCUCCGCAGUGACGGCAGCAGCUCCGGUGGAGGAGGAGACGCCCUGCGGAUCUCCACCCCUGACGUGCUGCAGGGCUCGGAGUCGGGGCAGUGCGGCGGCGGCGGCGGUGGCGGCGGAGGCGGGGGCUGCGGCGUGGGCGGUCGCGAGGGCCGGCGGCGGGGCUGCGGCCCCGAGCUGUUUGACAGCGACUUCAUCCUGCCCAGCCGCCAGAUCGAGCUGCUGCGCAUCACCGAGAAGCGUCAGGCAUACUGUGUGCGCACCAGCAGCCUGGAGUUCCCCUCGGCCGCCCCCCCCCCGAACGCUCAACCCCACCCCCCCGCCUUAUCCCCCGCCCGCUCCCCGCCGCACCGGCGCUGGGCCCGGCCCUCCUCGGUGGACCGAUGCCACGGGACCGAUCGCUCGCCGCGACAGCCCCCGGCCCGGACCCUAUCGGAGGACAGCGGCACGGAGAGGCUUUCGGCGCUGUCCCCGGGGGACCACCGGAGGGGCUGGCCCGCCACACUCCGCGUCUACCCUCAGUACCCCAGCGGCCUCCCCAAGGACACAAGCGUAAAGCUCCGCGUGACCCCGUGUACCUCGGCGCGGGAGAUAGUUCAGCUGGUCGUCCAGGAGAUGAAGGCGGCCUCGCGUCGCAUGCUGGCCGGCGGCAGCUGCGGCGGGGGCAGCGUGGACCCGAACCAGGGGGGAGGCUCUGCUCCAGAGCAGCUCCAGCUCUUUGGGCUGGUCCUGGCGGUGGAGGGCAGGGAGAAAUGGCUCCAGGACGACUUCUGUCCGCUGGAACUGCAGAACCCCUGGCAGAGGGGCAAGUUGUGCGUUCGCGUCAAGGAGUACUCCCCACUGGCCCCCAAACACAGCCGGGCCACUACCGUUUGA